Messenger RNA from Oppiella nova, 3290 nucleotides. The record is from the annotation of a GenBank genome assembly. Lineage: Eukaryota; Metazoa; Arthropoda; Arachnida; Sarcoptiformes; Oppiidae.
CGACUGAAAAUCAGGCGAAGCACUGAAGCAUUUCUCUGCUAACUAUUCAUAUGAGUGGAGCACUGGUUAUAGAGAGAGUGAGUGCAUAGACUGCACAGACAGUGAAUACAGUGAACGGCUAUAGGGAAGAGUGAGAGGGAGAAGAGACAGAGAAUACAGUGUCAGUGAAUCAGUGAAUAAGUGCAGUGUAUAUACAUAUAUAUACUCCAAACGAAAGUGUGUAUAAAGUGUUCAACAUUUAGUGGAAAAUCUGUUCAAUUUGUGUGCAUAUUUUGCCACUAAAUUGAGAAUCGGCUGAAAUGGGUAAGGAUAAGGAUGAGAAGCAGGCCAAGAAGGACAACCUGGAGGACCUCAAACAGGAGGUCUCCAUGGAUGAGCAUAAGAUCACAUUAGAGGAACUCUAUACCCGGCUUCAGGUCGACAACUGGGAGAACGGGUUGACCGCAGUUCAGGCCAAACAAGUGCUCGAAAGGGACGGACCCAACGCCCUCACGCCUCCCAAACAGACCCCCGAAUGGAUUAAAUUCUGUAAACAACUGUUCGGAGGCUUCGCGCUCUUGCUAUGGAUCGGCGCUAUCCUCUGUUUCCUCGCCUAUGGUAUACAGGCGUCCAGUUUUGAAGAGCCGGCGCCCGACAACUUAUACUUAGGAGUGGUGUUGGCGGCGGUGGUCAUCAUCACCGGGUGCUUCUCCUACUAUCAAGAGGCCAAGUCGUCAGCCAUUAUGGAAUCGUUCAAGAAUUUGGUUCCACAAUACGCUACAGUCGUCAGGGAUGGACAGAAGCAUACCAUCACUGCUGAGGACGUAGUGGUCGGCGAUAUCGUCGAAGUGAAAGGCGGCGACAGAAUACCCGCCGAUAUUCGUGUUAUUAAAGCCCACGGAUGCAAAGUAGACAACUCCUCACUGACGGGCGAGUCCGAGCCUCAAACCCGAUCGUCCGACUUGUCCAGUGAUAACCCGCUCGAGACCCGCAAUUUGGCCUUUUUCUCGACCAACUGUGUCGAGGGCGCCGCCACUGGGAUCGUCAUAAACACCGGCGACCGCACUAUAAUGGGUCGCAUCGCUAACCUGGCGUCGGGUCUGGCGAUGGGAGAGACGCCGAUCGCCCGCGAAAUUGAACACUUCAUUCACAUCAUCACUGGUGUGGCCGUCUUCCUGGGCGUCACGUUCUUCGUCAUCGCAUUCGUGUUGGGCUAUCACUGGUUGGACGCCGUUAUCUUCCUCAUCGGCAUUAUCGUGGCCAACGUUCCCGAAGGACUGUUGGCAACUGUGACCGUAUGUCUCACACUAACGGCCAAACGGAUGGCCAGUAAGAACUGUUUGGUGAAGAACUUGGAAGCCGUGGAGACGUUAGGCUCGACGUCCACCAUAUGUAGCGACAAAACGGGAACUCUGACCCAAAACCGGAUGACAGUCGCGCACAUGUGGUUCGACAACCAUAUCAUUGAGGCGGACACUACUGAGGACCAGANGGCCAUGGAGACGUUAGGCUCGACGUCCACCAUAUGUAGCGACAAAACGGGAACUCUGACCCAAAACCGGAUGACAGUCGCGCACAUGUGGUUCGACAACCAUAUCAUUGAGGCGGACACUACUGAGGACCAGACCGGUGUCCAGUACGACAAGAGCUCCUCUGGUUGGAAGUCAUUGAGUCGGGCCUGUUGUCUCUGCAGUCGCGCUGAGUUUAAGGGCGGUCAGGACAACAUCCCUAUCCUUAAACGUGAGUGUGCGGGCGAUGCGUCCGAAUCAGCGAUUUUGAAAUGUAUGGAAAUAGCGAUCGGAAAUGUGACUCAACUCAGGAAACGAAACCCAAAGGUCUGCGAAAUACCAUUCAAUUCGACGAACAAAUAUCACGUGACUAUCCACGAGACGGAGGACCCGAACGACCCGAGCUAUUUGUUGUGUAUGAAGGGCGCACCGGAACGCAUACUCGACCGCUCGGGCACUAUAUUCAUCAACGGCGAGGAGAAGAUUCUCGAUGAGGACAUGAAGGAUGCCUUUAAUGCUGCAUAUCUUGAGUUGGGAGGUCUCGGCGAACGGGUCAUCGGUAUGUGUGACUUGAGACUACCGGCCGAUAAGUAUCCGCCCGGAUAUCCCUUCGACGCGGAUGAGGCCAACUUCCCGCUCAGUAACCUCCGGUUCCUGGGCUUAGUGUCGAUGAUUGAUCCGCCGAGAGCUGCGGUGCCCGACGCUGUGGCCAAAUGCAGGAGCGCCGGCAUUAAAGUAAUUAUGGUUACCGGCGAUCACCCCAUCACUGCUAAAGCUAUUGCCAAAGCGGUCGGCAUUAUAUCAGAGGGUACUGAGACUGUAGAGGACAUCGCAUUGAGACUGAAUAUACCGAUCGAAGACGUGAACCCCCGGGACGCUAAGGCGGCUGUCAUUCACGGCCAGGAGUUGAAGGACAUGGGCGCCGACCAGUUGGACGAACUACUCCGGUAUCACACGGAGAUCGUGUUCGCCCGGACGUCGCCCCAACAGAAGCUCAUUAUAGUGGAGGGCUGUCAACGACAGGGCGCUAUCGUUGCGGUCACCGGCGACGGUGUCAACGACUCGCCCGCCCUCAAGAAGGCCGACAUCGGCGUAGCCAUGGGUAUCGCCGGCUCGGAUGUGUCGAAACAGGCGGCGGAUAUGAUUCUGUUGGACGACAACUUCGCGUCGAUAGUGACGGGUGUAGAGGAGGGACGGCUUAUCUUCGAUAACCUCAAGAAAUCGAUUGCAUACACAUUGACGUCAAACAUACCCGAAAUCUCGCCCUUCCUCUUCUUCAUAAUAUUCAACGUACCCUUGCCUUUGGGAACGGUUACCAUACUUUGCAUUGAUUUGGGCACCGAUAUGGUGCCCGCCAUCUCCUUGGCCUACGAACAGGCCGAAAGUGAUAUUAUGAAACGACAGCCCAGAGACCCAAAAGUAGACAAAUUAGUUAACGAGAGACUCAUAUCCGUGUCGUACGGACAGAUAGGUAUGAUUCAAGCGGCCGCCGGCUUCUACGCCUACUUUGUCAUUAUGGCUGAGUAUGGCUUCAAAUCGGACCUAUUGUUCGGUCUGAGAGAGGACUGGGAUUCCAAAGGUGUCAAUGAUUUAGAGGAUUCAUACGGACAGGAAUGGACAUAUAAAGCGCGAAAGCAAGUGGAGUACACGUGUCACACGGCAUUCUUCGUGUCCAUAGUUGUGGUCCAAUGGGCUGACCUCAUCAUCUGUAAGACCCGACGCAACUCCGUAAUACAACAAGGAAUGAGGAAUCAUGUCUUGAAUUUUGGUCUAUUAUUCGAGACAUGUUUAGCAGCGUUUUUA